AUGUCCGAAUCGCCUUCUGACGCAUACGCUUUGCUGGAAUCCUCUUUUGCCGCAUCGCCGAAUCUUCGUUCUCACAAGCAGUUUCCGCGCAGGAGCGACGACUAUCGCAGGCUUGAACCUGCUGCGCGCAAGGAAGAGACGCUGUUGCGAGACGAUGAGACCGAGUCGCAAGCCAGCAGCGAGCUACCCACACCGACACCUCUGGCGCCUCAAGCUCCAGCCCAAGCAGAGAGUGGCCUUCCCCCCACUCCGCCUUCCAAUUCACAGGACGGGCUUCCUGCGACGGAUUAUAGCCCUCCACCCCAUGCAGACAGCUUGGUCAACUCGCUGACGUCGCGCAAGUCGACUCUGAGUACCCCUGUUAACCAGCGCAGUCCUCCUACACCCGAUCCCAGUCCACCAAGAAGAGCCACCGCAUCCAUGACGACUCCGGAACGCCCGGUCCCUUUCACGUACCCCUCGUCCCGCGCCGAGUCCUUUACGACUGCCAGAGAAGAGCCAAUAUCAUCCGAGACAGAAAGUCGAUCGAGUACUCCCGUAGGUGCGCGGUUAAGCGUUGUGGAAGAGGACCGAGGUUUAGGACUGGCUUUCGAGCGCGAGGAAGAUGACACCACUCCUAGGAAUACGGUCGUAGAGGCGCCGCUCGAAAAUGAGGCGAGCAAGAUGGAAAGCGGGCUAGAUGGUCAGGGUGACCCGGAUGUGGAGGACAUACCAAAUCGGGAAUGGGAUACAAAUUUGAUGCGGAAUGUGACGGUGCGCAGGAAACGGAACACGAAGCCGUCUCCGAAGAAGAAGCAGGACGUUCCUAAGCCUGCAUCACCAGCCGCAUCCCCUGUAGCAGGGUCGACGCCGCGGCGAAGCUCUAGCCUUCGCGAGCGCGUCGAGGCGAGCAGACACAGUCCGCACACUGCCUCCAUCGAGAAUUUCGCAAAGGCAAUCAAUUGGCCUAUCGAGGCUGUAGAUACGCAGACCAACGACCCUGGGCAAAAGCGAUUUUCCGCAUCAUCUAUGGCGUCGACCGUGGUGGAAGCCAUGGUCGUUGUGACGCCUUCACAACCGCAAAGGCGACAUACCUUGCGUCAUUCGGGGAAGAAUUUGGCAUACAGGCAAGAUACGGACUCGCCUAUUGAAAGUGGAACGACGCUUUACUCCCGGACAUCUAUGCGAUCGGAUGACGUCCCGCUGCAUCGACUCGUCCACAAGAGAGCCAGCAUCAAAGACAGGGGAAAACGCAACAGUUCGGAUUCUGCCACCAUGUACGACCGUACUGCCACACCGGCAUCUCUCCGACAACGUGCAGAGGAAAGUGCUGCGGUUACUUUAGCCCAUCAGCGAUCGAUCAAGAGCGUGCUGCAACCGGCAGCCGACAUCAUGAGCUGGUCAAACUCGGUAACACGAAAUCAACCUUCCAGAAAUUCUCAUAAACGCAUCGCAUCUGCGCCUGAGGCAGUUACGCGCACGCGCACACCUUCCAUUUCGCACAGCACUUUUGAUAUGUCACCGCCUGAAAGUCCUAGUCCGAGACGCCAACGGAAGGCCUCGUCGAGGUUAGCGCACGUAGAGGUAGCUUCACCAGCGUCGCCUGAUGAGAAGAUGCACGAUCUUUUGCUCCCCAAGUUGAUACGCAAAAAUUCACCGACUCGCAAAAAUGCAGCACCAAAUGCAAUGCUUGAUGUCAACAAAUCGUUGCCCGAAAUUCCAUUGGAACUUCCCAUUCAGCACACGGAUGAAAUCAAAGAGGGAGAAGACGAGGUCCAUGAUCCGGACGACCAGAGCACUCGCCCUACGUCUGCAAUGCUCGAAAGGGUUCGCCACUUAUUGGCCUCCACCGAAAGCACACAGCCUACAGCCGUCGAAUCGCCUCAAAUUCAGGAAAACUUAAGGGAUCGGGCUUCGUCAACCGGUACUGUGCCAAAUGCGCGCCGAGGAUCACUGUCUGCGCGCGGGCGUUCAGAGGAAAGACGAAGCUCACUUAGCCAGGAUCGCACCUCGAACUCGCAAGAUGCACUUCUUCGUCCCAGCUUGGACCGCGUGCAUACAGAGGAACUUCCCCGAUCAAGUCAUGAGUGGCAUUCUUUUCAUACUGAUGAAAAUGGUCGCGUGAGCUUCGACCGAACCACUACGAAAAGUGAUGAACACGCCAUGGCUCGCCAUCUUUUCUCACAGACAACACCUUUCUCGCAGUUCUCGGAUACGCCUAUCGAGGUCAGUGAAGCAACGGCUGUGAGCAUCUAUCCUCACAACAAUAACUCUUUGUUGGUCGUGCAACAAGUCGCACGAGCAAGCCAGCAGCCUCAGGAGCAUGAACACAUUGCAAACGAAGCGCAUUAUGCAACACCUAACGUAGAAGAGCUUGAGGAACCUUCCACGCCGCCUUUCUUUGACGCAAGCGAGGGCCUUCAGAUGCAGCUUCAACAGCCUACCCUCACUUUUGAACCUUCGACUCCGCCUAUGCAAAUCGAACUACCUACUUUCACGGUGGUAGAUUCGCCACUCAAGAAUCCUCGCAAGCCGCCGGAGCCGCCUGUGAUCAAGUUUAUUCCACCAACUCCCGCCGAAGAACUUGAGAGACAACUUGUUCCUGGUCCCCCUGGUCCUCCGAAACAAUCCGACUCGCAUCCACAGCGUCGCCUCUCUCUGAAACAACGCGCACGCCGCUACUCGGACAACUUCAUAUCGCCUUUCCUCGCCCGUGCGUCUAGCAUGCGCGGUCGAUCAGCUAGCGUCUCGCACCACGGCCAUGGCCAGGUUCACAUUCCCACAGUCAACGACGAAGAUGGCAGCCUGCAUCCUUUCUGGCGUCCCCGAGGCUUUUGGGACGGCUUUGAAGAUAGCGACUCCGAAAGCGACGAGGGUUACCUGCCGCGCGGAGGCGACACAAGCGACGUGGAGGAUUCUGAUUCCGAGGAGCCGCCUUCGCCACGGAAGUUGGGCGCUCUAGGCAGGAGGCUGACCAACAAAGUCAAGAAACCUAAUGGCUUUCUGAUUGGGAAUUCUCUCGGCGUGGAAAGAUCAGGCACCAACAGGCGGAAACCUCACAUCAACCUGCCAUCUCGUGGGGUAUCCAAACCAUGGCCCAGACGCGAAUCGCCCAAGAUUCUCAUCCAGCCGCCCACACUCCCCUUUCGCCGUAGCCACUCGGCACGCAUCCAGAAACGACCGUCACGCACAUCGAUGGCGUCAUCAAGUACGCAUACGCUUGAACGACCCAGGCGCCGUACCGACCGCGGGACAUGGCGACAGGGGAAGAGCAUUCCCGGCUUGAAAAACAUGCAGGUGCAAUACAUUGGCUUGAGCGGGGUGAAAGAGCGGUUCCGGGAGAAGAGGGCAGAGAGAAGGCGAGAGGCUUUGAGGAAGAGUAUUGGGGGUCGGUGGUAUGUGGAGCCCGGCACGCCGGGUGGAACGCAUCUUCAUACUUAA
Molecule: messenger RNA, 3420 nt
Organism: Didymosphaeria variabile
Lineage: Eukaryota; Fungi; Ascomycota; Dothideomycetes; Pleosporales; Didymosphaeriaceae
Exons: 1
Coding region: 1-3420 (1139 amino acids)
Source: RefSeq, a predicted model, not a curated record